CCCCGUCCCCUUUGCUUUCUCUAAGAAGCAAUCAACAGACGCCACACCAUGUCUGGACCACUGUCUCCCAAGACAGCUCUGGACAAGAGUGACCGAGCUGGUUCUCUAAAGAAGAAAGCAAUGAGUCUGAGGAGUUCCCUCUCAAGGAAGAGCAGGCGAAGCAGCAGCAAGGUGAUGUCCGUGGAGAUUGAGGAUGUGCGCGACGCUGAGGAUUUGAAAGCCGUUGAUGAGUUCCGUCAAGCUCUUAUCUUAGACGAGCUACUCCCUGAGAAGCACGAUGAUUAUCACCAGUUGCUCAGAUUCCUCAAGGCCAGGAAAUUUGACAUUGAGAAAUCAAAGCAAAUGUGGUCUGACAUGCUUCAGUGGAGGAAGGAAUUUGGUGCCGACACCAUCGUCGAGGAUUUUGACUUCAAGGAAAUCGAUGAAGUUGUGAAAUAUUAUCCCCACGGACAUCAUGGAGUAGAUAAAGAUGGGCGACCUGUGUACAUUGAGAAUAUAGGCCAAGUGGAUGCGACCAAGUUGAUGCAAGUCACAACCAUGGAUCGCUAUAUCAAGUACCAUGUCAAGGAGUUUGAGAGGACUUUUGAUUUGAAGUUUGCAGCUUGUUCCAUUGCUGCAAAGAAGCACAUUGAUCAAAGUACCACCAUUCUGGAUGUGCAAGGAGUGGGGCUUAAGAACUUCAACAAACAUGCCAGGGAGCUCAUCACACGCCUUCAGAAGAUCGAUGGUGACAAUUAUCCCGAAACCUUGAAUCGCAUGUUCAUCAUCAAUGCAGGUUCUGGAUUUAGGAUGUUGUGGAGCACCGUAAAAUCCUUCCUUGAUCCAAAGACCACAUCCAAGAUCCAUGUUCUUGGUAACAAGUAUCAAAGCAAAUUGCUUGAAGUCAUUGAUGCAAGCCAAUUGCCCGAGUUUUUAGGAGGUACUUGUACAUGUGCUGAUCAAGGAGGCUGCAUGCGUUCUGAUAAGGGCCCAUGGAAGGAUCCAGAGUUAGUGAGGAUGGUUCAAAAUGGUGAGCACAAAUGUUCAAGGAAGUGUGAGUCUCCUGUUGUCGAAGAAAAGAAAAUUUCUGAGGAGACAACCAAAAUGGGAGCAAAUUUCACCUCACAAUUGUCUUCAGUCUUUGGAGAGGUCCCAGCUACAAAAGUUUGCAAUUACGAGGAUUUUGUGCCAGCAGCUGAUGAAACAGUUUGGAAAAAGGUCGAAGAAAAUGAGCAAUUUCAAAUGUCAAAAGCUGUUGUAGAAACCUUCAGCAUGGUUGAUUCGUGCAAGAUUCACGAAAAGGUGAAUUCCCAGAUUUUCACCGGUGUGAUGGCAUUCGUGAUGGGCAUCGUGACCAUGGUGAGGAUGACAAGGAACAUGCCAAAGAAGCUCACUGACGCGAACUUCUACUCCAACUCUGUUUACUCGGGUGGGCAAAAUCCUUCUGACCAGACCAACCCUUCCAUUUCCGCUCAAGAGUUCAUGACUGUGAUGAAGCGCAUGGCUGAGUUGGAAGAGAAAAUGGGCAACAUGAACUACAACACUUGCAUGCCACCUGAGAAGGAGGAAAUGCUCAAUGCUGCCAUAAGCCGUGCAGAUGCUUUAGAGCAAGAACUUAUGUCAACCAAGAAGGCUUUGGAGGAUUCACUUGCUAAGCAAGAGGAGCUUUCGGCUUAUAUUGAGAAAAAGAAGAAGAAGAAGAAGUUGUUUGCUUGGGCAUGAGCUCACAAUAUAACUGAGGAUUUCAGCUUUCCAAAUGCUACUUCCCAAAUGCCCUCCUAUUUGUCACACUGAAUGUUCCAAAUGUGAACUGCUACUAGAUGUACCAGAAAUAUGAUGGUAUAGUACUCUAGGAUGGGACUUGCUUUAUCCAUGUAUAUUGUAUGCAAAAGUUAGUCCUGUUCUGAUGUACAAAAUUUAACUCUAAAUAUAACUCUAAUAGUAUAAAAUUUAGAGAGGCGUUUGGAUAUAUGAAAUUCGAACCCUCACAAAAUAGUGUUGGGAAUCCAUUUUUUAUAUGCACAAAAGAGCU
Molecule: messenger RNA, 2011 nt
Organism: Lotus japonicus
Lineage: Eukaryota; Viridiplantae; Streptophyta; Magnoliopsida; Fabales; Fabaceae
Product: phosphatidylinositol/phosphatidylcholine transfer protein SFH12-like
Exons: 15
Coding region: 49-1701 (550 amino acids)
Source: RefSeq, a predicted model, not a curated record